AUGCACAGGCCCGCCUACCCUCGAUGGAUGAAGUGCGUGGAGGAUACUGGAGACUUCUUCGAGCCUACCCUGGCAGCCUUGUUUGUUCAUGAGGCCUUCAGCCCAAGCACCCAAAGUGCUGCCAUGGAUUUAUUCACUGCCAUCAAGGAUGCCCUCAUUACCCGCCUCAGAAGGAUUCCCUGGAUGGAUGAGGAGACCCAGAAAAAGGCCCAGGAUAGGGUCACCCAGCUACAGGUGAAGAUGGGGGGCCCAGAAUGGGCCAUGGAUCCAGCGCUGGCCAGACAGGAAUACAGUGAUGUACACCUCGGACCCAAUUUUCUGCAGUCCUUCCUGAGUGGUAUUCGAUCCCGCCAAAGUAGAAUUGUCCAGAGCUCAUUGCGGCCUUUUCCCCAACUUAGGUGGCAGGUGGCCCCCUGGGGGGUCAAUGCUUACUAUUCAAUAGCUGACCACAUGCUGGUCUUUCCAGCUGGACUCCUCCAACCACCAUUCUUCCAUCCUGACUACCCCAGGGCCGUGAACUUUGGUGCUGCUGGCAGCAUCAUGGCCCGGGAGCUGUUGCACAUCUUUGACCAGCUCUUACUCCCUGGGGGCUGCCCAGCCUGUGAUACCCAUGCCCUAAAGGAGGCGCUGUUGUGUCUGGAGCACCACUAUGCUGCCUUUCCAUUAUAUGGUGUAACUUCCUUUAAUAGCUCCCACACAGUAUUGGAGAAUGCUGCAGACAUCGGGGGGCUGGCGAUAGCACUGCAGGCAUACAACAAGAUGCUAUUAUGGCACCGUGGGGAGACCACUUUGCCCAAACUAGGCCUAACACCCCAGCAACUUUUCUUCCGAAGCUAUGCCCAGGUGAUGUGUAGAGAGCUCAUCACACAGGAUUCUCAGGACACUCACAGCCCUCCUGUCCUUCGAGUCCAUGGGCCCCUCAGCAACAUUCCAGCCUUCGCUAGACAUUUCUACUGUCCACGUGGUGCCCUCCUAAACCCCUCAAAACGCUGCCAACUCUGGUAA
Pipistrellus nathusii (Nathusius's pipistrelle) is the source of this 1005-nucleotide messenger RNA. NCBI's taxonomy places the organism in Eukaryota, Metazoa, Chordata, Mammalia, Chiroptera, Vespertilionidae. The record is from the annotation of a GenBank genome assembly.